This is a messenger RNA of Zasmidium cellare ATCC 36951, 597 nucleotides long. RefSeq lists its product as uncharacterized. Gene Ontology annotation, cellular component: RNA polymerase II transcription regulator complex. Gene Ontology annotation, molecular function: DNA-binding transcription activator activity, RNA polymerase II-specific; transcription cis-regulatory region binding. The transcript is spliced from 3 exons. Bases 1 to 597 code for a protein of 198 amino acids. The record is from RefSeq and is a predicted model, not a curated record. Lineage: Eukaryota; Fungi; Ascomycota; Dothideomycetes; Mycosphaerellales; Mycosphaerellaceae.
AUGUCGGGAUUCUCUCGCGCGAACGCUGAGUUGGACGGCCAGUCUUACGGUGCCGUUGGCGAUGGGUCUCACUUUGCGCUUCCGCAGCAGCAGGACUUGUUCGGGAUGGACUUUGGGUCGACCAGUGUCUGCAGUUCAUCGACCGAUGCGUCGACGGAGUCGCCUCCUACGCCCGUUUGCUUGGUGAACAAUCGCAGUCCGAUCGACGGCAAUUUCGUCUGGACACCAGGCUUGGAUUCCCGGCGACAUGGUCGUCAACAGUCGAUGCAGAGCUACUUCGAUGCCUUGCCUGGAAGGGCGAGUGUUGGCGACGCAGGCCUGAAGAUAGAGCCGACGCUGUUUCACAAGGCGCGACGACGAGAGCAGAACCGCAUUGCCCAACGCGCCUUCCGUGAGCGCAAGGAAUACCACGCCAAGCAGCUCGAGGACAGCGUGGCGGCACUUCGCGAAGAACAUCGUGCGCUGCAGAAGAAGUACGACCAGCUGAGGGAUGCCCAUACCAGGCUCCAGGAAGUGAUCAAAGUGUUGCUGCAGUCGAAUUAUGUUGCCGUCGAGGAGAAGGCGAGAGAUUCUUCCAUGGCGUCGGACGGUGGAUGA